CAUGUGUUGUUGGUAAUUCUUACUAUAAGAAUGACAUAAAGGUAAUGGGUGUGCAUGGUUGGCUCGAUAAUGCCAAUACCUUUGAUACACUAGUGCCCCUCUUACCACUUGGGGUGGAAGUGUUGGUAUUUGACCUACCUGGACAUGGGUUAUCGGACCACAUGCCUCUUGGGGCUCGCUAUGACAUCUUUACAUAUGUCUUCAGUCUUCAUACAGCAGUUAGGAAAUUAGAAUGGAAAAAAUUUGUUUUCAUGGGCCACAGUAUGGGGUCAGCAAUAUCUUGCUACUUCAUAGCACUUUUCCCAGAGUAUGUGGGGGCAUUCAUCAGUCUUGAUCUCAUUAAACCAGUUAUACGUACAAGCAGGUUAGAAAGUUUCCGUAAUGAUGCAUUGAAACUUUUUAAAACAGAAGAUGAAAAAAGGCAACCUAUUGUGUAUUCCGAGAGUGAAGCAAUAGAUCGUCUAACGGCAGCACGAUAUAUGGGAGGUGCCAACAGUAUUCAAGAUUCAGCCCACAUACUACUUCUCCGGUCUGGUAGGAAAGUUGAAGGAGGCUAUGUCUGGAAUCAUGAUCCAAGGGCUUACUCAAACUUCAAUGGUCUAUUUUAUGGUAAUAGUAUAUUCUUGGAGGCCAUAUCUUCAAUUACAUGCCCUGUCAUGAUUGUUCGUGCCUCAAAAGGAAUGUGUAAUCUUCCAGAUUCAGUUUACAGAAAAGAAUUAGAUGUAUAUCAGAGUAAUGCACAGUGGCUUGAUAUUGCCACUGUGGAAGGCACACAUCACGUGCACCUAUCUCAUCCAGAACGGGUUGCCCCAUUAGUGUCAGGCUUUCUCCAGAAGUUGGGUCAAAGUUCCCCAAAAGAUAUAUAUUCCAAACUCUGAAAAUGAAAAGAUAUAACCAAAGACAAGACUGUAGCUACUCCUGGGUUGUGCUCUGGGGGCAGAUAACCACACACUAUAAAUAAUAACUGAAAAUUAAUUGCACAGUACAAGGUACAGUUGUCUCCACUUCAGCAUUUACUACUUAGCAUUGCCAAUCUUCUUUCUCCCAGAGGUGUGAACCCUGAAAUUUUAAGUAUGAAUUUGAAGCAUUUGCUUGAAAGCUGGAGGGGUAAGUGUUUUUUCUCUGUGUGUGUAGGGGGGGGGGGUACUGGGGGUAAAACUGGAAAGUUUAUAUCAGUCGAGAGAGAUUACAAUGCAGGAUAAUGCUUUGGCAACACUGUACUGACAGGGUUUCCUUAACUGAGUUAAAUCGUCUGGCACUAGUCAAAUGAAAAUACCUGUGGUAAAAACAAUAAGAUGAGAGAGGGAUGAAUGCAUGUUCUAAGUAAGGAUUUCAUUUGCAAAAGGGGACAUUUAUGAGCAAAUGGAUUAUGAAUCUGUCUUUUAGAAGCAGCGAAAAUUUAUUUAACCCCUUGACUACGAGAUGGAACCUCCCCAGCUAAAUAAAAUCGUCUGGUGGUAACCAGAAUAAAAUAGAUUAGAACACAUCUUACUGAAGGGAUUAAUUUGAAAUCAAAACAUCCAUGAAAUGGGCACCACAUAUUUAAUUGUAAAAUAAACUUGAUGUGAACAAAAUAGCUCAGAAAACCAUACGGGGGUAAAUUGUAGUUCAUUUGUGCCAAACAGUGAGGUGAAAGGGUAAAAACAUAUUACAUUACUGUAUUAUAUAAUUAUUAAUGCAGUAUUAUUAUUAUAAUGAAAUAUGAAAUUUAUGGUGCAUUUAUGUUGAGAAUACAAAUACAAGUGAUACCCAGUAUUUCAAGCAGCCAGGAUGUGGAAGUUGUUAGUCUUAGCUACUCGUUCAUAUUAUUAAAUGUUAGAUAGUUGCUGUAUUUUACGGCACAUAAGACGCACCCCCCUUUUCAGCAGGGAACAUUUAGGGAAAAACUUUUGUGUGUAUUUUCCUGUUGUAGCCAUAGUUUUCUUAAAAUGAUAUAUACAGUACAGUACUGGUAAAUGUGAGGAAUAAAUAAGAAUAAUACCAAUAAGUAAGUUACAAAAAAAAAUACUGUACUGUAUUGCCAUACCAAUAAAUAAAACCCUCCGCCAAUUCCCUAGCAAUACCCCCCGCCGCCAAAACACUGCGUACUCCUGCCGCUCCUCCACUUAGCCAGCUAACUCGUGUGCAAAGACAUAUAUAUAUAUACAAGUAUUCCCUUUAUUUGUUUGCCCUUAGAACAAUUAUUUCUUUAUUUCUUUUACUUUUUUCACAACGUGUAUGUAGGAUGGUGUGCGCAUGAAACUGAGUAAAAAUAAAUGAAGAAAGUUACGUAUAUCUACCCAAAAAUACGAGUAGAAAGGCAACCAUAACACCACAGCUUGGCCUAGUAGUCUGGUGGUUACAGGGACGAGUUUAACCUGGCUACAAUGCUGCAAGCGAUGUUAACAGAUGCAAAUGUGAAAAGAGAGUUGUCUGUAAAUCUUUAUUUGUAUCAGAUAUUUGUUAAUAUAAAAAUAAAUGUUGCAGGUAUGGCAUUAAUAGAUCUUAAUGCUUGUAAGAGUUCGGGAAUGGUUGCUGCUUACCUGUAGUUCCCUCUGAAGAGUUGGGCGUCUGCCGUACGAACGUUACUUGUCUCAGGUUAUCAUCAUUAGUACAGUAGUUAUAAAUCAAGGUUUUAUAUUUGCAAUACUGUACCGGGUAAUUAUUUUUUAAUUAAUUAAAAAUAAUGUGUUAGUAAGCAAUAACAUAUUUUUAAUUCUGGAGUUGGGUUAGGUAGAAUUUUACCGACUGAAGACAGCAACUGGGGGAUUCAUUAGCUUACGGGAGACUGCAACUUCAUAUACAGUAUAUAGGAUACAGGCUGAUUUUUUAGCAAUUUUUCAGACAAAAAAGUGCGUCUUAUACGCCGUAAAAUACGGUAGUUAGUAGUCCUUUUCCACACAUUCUGCCUCAUCAAAAUGAGAAGACAUAACAUUAUUCUUAUCUGUAAAUUGUCUGCAGUGAUUCAACCACCAGCAACCUAGAGUAGAAAUUGGUUGGGGGAGUGAGGAGUUGAGUGCAAAACAUACAAUAAACUUUAUUACUUUAAGCCUUCAAACAACAGCUGUAUUGCAUUGCACCAUAAAUUGCAAAUUUGAUGAUAUAUAUAUAUAUAUAUAUAUAUAUAUA
This is a messenger RNA of Homarus americanus (American lobster), 3108 nucleotides long. RefSeq names its product serine hydrolase-like protein. The transcript has a single exon. The coding region runs from base 45 to 878 and encodes 277 amino acids. Lineage: Eukaryota; Metazoa; Arthropoda; Malacostraca; Decapoda; Nephropidae. The record is from RefSeq and is a predicted model, not a curated record.